AAGCUACUGCAGCAAUUUGGAUAAGGCGUUAUGAUCUCCUUGCUUUUUCUCGCUUUGUUUUCUCUGUUCAUCCAGAGGCACAUUGUUUCUUCUCAGAGUACCCCGUACGAGAUAAGAUUUACUAGUCCUGCGCCUGGGGGCAAUGCCAUAACUCUUCAAUGCAGUGGUAAACAUGGAACUCAAGUGGCUGGAGCCAGUUUCUACAGGAACGGUCAGAAUAUCGCCAACAGCAGUUGCUUCACAGCAUAUCCUACGAGUAGCUCAUCUGAACUGAGGAUUGAGCUACAGUCCCAGGAAUGUGACGGUUUUUUUAGUUGUGGCCUUAAUGGAACACUCUCUAUUCCUGCUGCAUUUUACGCUUGCCCUCUUAGAAAUAACUCUGAUAGGACUAUAUCAGCGCAAGAAGGCGAUAGUGUUUUUCUAACGUGUGACUUUCCUCUCUCGCCGAUCAAUCCCUAUCAUACAACAUGGAUUAAAAACCGAGGCCGCAGCGAUCAGACUACACUGCAGAAUACAUCAGUCCUCCAGGGAUACAAUGUCACUGAGAAUAAUCCACAACACACAGAAUAUGUUUGCCAAAUAAAGCCAGACAACCCUUGCCACAAUGGAUCCCCUUCGUUCACAGGGCCUUUUAUUAAUAUUAGAUUUAUAGAAAGAUUUGCGGUGCCAAAAAUAACACAGGAUCUUAAUUACACAAUGGAUAACAAUGGCGAAGGUGUUUUUAGUGUGACGUCCCGUGGUACUAAUCUAACACACAAAUGGUAUAAGGAUGGUGGAUUGGUCAAUAGUACUGGAGAUAGUAUAUUAGAGAUAAGUGAUACUUCAUUAAGAGUAAAGGAAGUCAAUGGGUCACUGAGGAUAGCGUAUGUAGUAUCUAAUGUUGAUUAUGAUAAUACCUCACAUUCGAUGAGGCAAACUUUUGGGGUAUACAGCAGAACCAUAAUUCAAAAUUUUACCGAAAUUACAGCCUCGGAGAACUCAAUGAGCAUCAUAAAUGUAGCCAUCCCAAUGGGUAUAGUCAUUCUUAUACUCUUCGUAAUCUGCAUUGGACUAUGCAUCUGGAUCUUUUGCUUAAAGCACAAAGAUAAAAAUGGUAGUAAACCUCAAGAUGAUUUCUCUCGACAGACCUCAAACCAGUCGGGACAUAGUCAGAACCUGACACAAGAAGGAGAGUGCCGGGAUGGUUCAAAUCCAGACUGCAAAAAAUGUCAGUAUGAAGAAUCCAUGAAGCCUAAGGAACGUUUGCUCCUAUAUUCAUCUAGAUUGGUGGCGGACUGCGAAAAAAAUAAGGAUUUUCUAAAGCUUCUAAGGAUGAUGCUGGUUAAUGCUCAAAAUGAACGCAAUUUUAAUAAGAAGUGUGACACAUUCUUCUCAAAAAUGAUCAGUGAUAUCAAACGUCUUAUGGAAACAGCUGAGUCUCAAAGUAAAGAUGGUGGCUCAAGCAGAGUCAAUUGUGAUGAAGGUGAUGAUGUCUACAAGCAGUAUGAGGAAUUGCUUGAAAUAGUUGAUUCUUUGAAAUAGUGUACAUGUAAUUGUUUUAUUAUAGUGUGUUGAUUUUAUAGCAGAUUAUUUAGAACCCUAGAACUGAUCAUUUCCG
Amphimedon queenslandica is the source of this 1597-nucleotide messenger RNA. RefSeq lists its product as uncharacterized. Lineage: Eukaryota; Metazoa; Porifera; Demospongiae; Haplosclerida; Niphatidae. The transcript is spliced from 4 exons. Bases 31 to 1521 code for a protein of 496 amino acids. The record is from RefSeq and is a predicted model, not a curated record.